CUGCCAACACUCCCAGAACUGCCUGUAUUUACACCCAUGCACAACAUUCAAGGACUCCAUAGAGGUUAUGUAAUGUUACCACCUGAUAUACAACUAGAUAAUAAUGUUAACAUACUUGCAUUAUUCAAGUUGUUCUUCACUGAUGAACAACUACAAAUGAUUGUCGAAAGUACUAAUGAAUAUGAACAAAUAAAAGGCGUUGAAGGUGGUCGUCCUUGGUACCUGUUGACAUUAAAUGAACUAAAAAUCUGGUUUGCUUUAGUGAUUUACAUGGGAGUUCAUAAAAUCUAUGCUGUUGAGGAUUUGUGGAAUUCAAAUGAAAAGAGAGCAAUUCAUAGCAUUAAAGAGUACAUGACUUUAUUGAGAUUCCAACAGAUAAAACGAUUCCUUCAUAUUUCUAAACCAAAUGAACCACACUUAUGCUGGUAUUCUAAAGUAGAACCCUUAGCAUCACAUAUUCGAGAAGUAAGCAAACAAUUGUAUUUUCCUAGUUCACAAGUAUCUGUAGAUGAGAUGAUUGCCCGUUUCUCUGGUCGUAGUGCACAUACAGAUAUGCAAAUAACACCUGUUGUUGGACUUAGUAAAACAGGAGGUUCUGUUUGGCACUUGGUAAAACAACUUCCUCAUCACAAAACCUUUCAUGUAUACAUGGACAAUUAUUUCUCCAGUAUUCCACUGUUUAAAUAUAUGCGUGAUAAUGGUUUAGGUGCAUGUGGGACUGUCCGUACUAACUCAUCUAAAUUCCCUAAAGAAUUAAAAAUAAACAAGGGGAUAUCUCUAGAUUGGAAUACAAUUUCUGGGAAAGUAGUAGAUGAUGUCUUAGCUAUUGUAUGGGUGGAUAAUAGUCCAGUAACAAUGCUCACUACUAUUCAUGAAAUUGUUGGUGAAGAAUGGAAAAUUAUUCGUAAUAGACGACGGCCAAGAGAAACAAGUUCCAAUGCUAGUACAGUGCAUAGAGUUUUUGGUAAUGCUUCAAGGAAAGAAUUAUCAAUCCCAAAGGUGAUUGAUGAUUACAACCAUUACAUGGGAGGUGUUGAUAUUGCUGAUCAACUUAGAGAUACUGUGCUUGUGAAUUGUUCCCUUCUUUACAACAAGGUUGUAAAUGAGAAUGUUAAGAGCAAAAGUUUCAGAAUUGACUUAGUAUGGGGACUCAUUAAAGAUGUCAUGGAUAAUGAUAAUAGUAUUAGUACCAGAUCAACGUCUACUACUACCUGUUUAUAUGAUAAUGAAGAAUCAUUUUUUCCUCAGACUAAGACCAAAUCAAAAG
This is a messenger RNA of Paraglomus brasilianum, 1267 nucleotides long. The record is from the annotation of a GenBank genome assembly. NCBI's taxonomy places the organism in Eukaryota, Fungi, Glomeromycota, Glomeromycetes, Paraglomerales, Paraglomeraceae.